UUUUUAAUAUGGCGGAAGCAUUGACCGCCGUUCGGACGUCUCGAUUUUUGUUAUUACGAAACAAGAAGUUCCUCACUUUAAUUUAUAAUUAGUGAAAAAUUGAACAGUCUAUGUUUGCUUGUGAAUUACAUUGUAACAAAAAUUAGCAAGCCAAAGUGAUCCAGAAACGUUGAAUCAGGUUGAAAAAUGUCAAAACGUGGCGCAUAUGGUGAUGAUGAAGAUAGUCCCCCGACACCGUCGGACGAGGAAUCCGACUUCGAUGAUGACGAGGACCCGGACAACUUGGAGGUACCAGGUGGCGGGAAAACUUUGGCAGCGGCCGCGCGCUUGGCGGACAAGAAGCCCAAUCCCACACCAAUGGUUACCGUGAAGCCGACUACAAACCCGUUAGCUGCGCCAUCUGGAGUAGCGUUCGGACAGGUUGCAAAUAUGAAACCCAUUAAGAUACAGGCCAGCCAGCUCACGAAGCCGAUCUCGCUGGGCGCCGGCCGGGGAGUAGUGGCGGCGGCGGGCGCGGGCGCGGGCGCGGCGCCGUCGCUGGCGGCCGGCUCCUCCGUAUACAGUGCCGCCUCGCUGCUCGCGCAGAUGGAGAUGGUGGGCAACAUGCCAGGCAUGAACUCGUACCUGCUGCAGAAUCUGAACCAGAUCCUGGCAUCGGGCAUGGGGGGACCCCUCGCAGGCAUGCUGGGCCAGCUCGCGCAGCUGCCGCCCUGGUCGCACCCCAAAGGCACCAUGUGGCAGCCCGACAAGAUGCCAGCAGAAGAGGAAGAAGUGGAUGACGAGGACAUGGGUGUGGCGGAAACGUAUGCAGACUACAUGCCGCUUAAACUGAAGCUGGGCCGCAAGCACCCGGACCCGGUGGUGGAGACGGCGUCGCUGUCGUCGGUGGAGCCGGCCGAGGUGACGUACGAGCUGGCGCUGCCCGGCGACACGGUGCGCGGCGGGCUGCUGUCGGCGCUGCAGCUGGAGGCCAUCGUGUACGCCUCGCAGGCGCACCAGCACCUGCUGCCCGACGGCACGCGCGCCGGCUUCCUCAUAGGCGACGGCGCGGGCGUGGGCAAGGGCCGCACGAUCGCGGGCAUCAUCUUCGAGAACUACGUGCGCGGGCGGCGGCGCGCCGUGUGGGUGUCGGUGUCCAACGACCUCAAGUACGACGCCGAGCGCGACCUGCGCGACGUCGGCGCCGGACACAUCGCCGUCUACCCGCUCAACAAGUUCAAGUACGCCAAGAUCUCGUCGGCGGUGAACGGGAACGUGAAGAAGGGAGUAGUGUUCGCGACGUACUCGGCGCUGAUCGGCGAGACGCAGUCCUCCACCACCAAGUACCGCUCGCGGCUCAAGCAGCUGCUGCAGUGGUGCGGCGAGGACUUUGAUGGACUUAUCGUGUUCGACGAGUGUCACAAGGCGAAGAAUCUGUGCCCGGUGGGGUCGGGCAAGGCGACGAAGACGGGGCUGACGGCGCUGGAGCUGCAGACGCGGCUGCCGAAGGCUCGCGUCGUGUACGCGUCCGCCACCGGCGCCUCCGAGCCGCGCAACAUGGCCUACAUGGUGCGGCUCGGCAUCUGGGGCGACGGCACGCCCUUCCCCACCUUCAUGGACUUCAUUAACGCCGUCGAGAAGAGGGGUGUGGGCGCGAUGGAGAUAGUAGCCAUGGACAUGAAGCUACGAGGGAUGUACAUCGCGCGGCAACUGUCCUUCCACGGCGUCUCCUUCAAGAUCGAGGAGGUGCCGCUCUCGGACGCGUUCAAGGAGACAUACGACAAGGCUGUCGCACUGUGGGUAGAAGCAAUGCAACGCUUCACGGAGGCGGCGGAGCUGAUCGACGCGGAGCCACGCAUGAAGAAGACCAUGUGGGGACAGUUCUGGUCUGCACACCAGAGGUUCUUCAAGUACCUGUGUAUUGCUGCUAAGGUGAACCACGCGGUGGUAACGGCGCGCGAGGCGGUGAAGUGCGGCAAGUGCGUGGUGAUCGGCUUGCAGUCCACCGGCGAGGCUCGCACGCUGGACCAGCUCGAGCGCGACGACGGCGAGCUCACAGACUUCGUAUCCACCGCCAAGGGCGUGUUCCAAACGCUGGUGGAGAAGCACUUCCCGGCGCCCGACCGCAACCGCAUCAACCGGCUGCUGGGACUCGAGCCGGCCAAGGCCAAGGGCAAGGCCGCGCCGCCCGCCGCCCCCGCCGCCGCCGCCGCCGCCGCCGCCGCCGCCGCCGCCGCCGCCGCCGCCGCCGCCGCCGCCGCCGCCGCCGCCGCCGCCGCCCACUACAACCCCAACGGGCUCGACGGCGACGCUAACACCUCCAAGAGGAAGCUGACGUCGCGGCAGCAGGCGAACCAGGCGGCCAAGCGCGCCCGCGGCGGCUCGUCGUCGGACGAGUUCGUGCGCGGCUCCGAGGACGAGCUGGAGCUGGACGCCGACGCCGACCGCGACUCCGACGACGCACGCCGCACCGACUCCGACCUCAGCGACUUCAACCCCUUCCGCGCCGGCAGCGACAGCGACGACGAUCCGUGGAUCGGCCGCAAAAAGAAGAUCACGAAAAAGAAAAAGGCACCGGCGCAGAAGAAGAAGCCGGCGAGCACGCAGGACAAGAUCGAGACGAUGUUCGAGCGCAAGAACAGCGCCCCGGCCGCCGCCCCCGUCACCGUGGCGGCGCCCGGCGGCCUGAUCACCGGCACACCCGUCGGCACCAACGGACUCUACCUCGGCCCGAGCCGCAGCCAGCCGCCGCCGCGGUCGGCCAUCGAGCGCGCGUGCAGCAUGAAGGAGGAGCUGCUGGCCGCCAUCGAGCGGCUCGGCCGCCGCCUGCCGCCCAACACGCUCGACCAGCUCGUCGACGAGCUCGGCGGCACCGACAACGUCGCAGAGAUGACGGGUCGCAAGGGUCGCGUGGUGCAAACAGAAGACGGCCAGAUCCUGUACGAGAGUCGGUCGGAGGCGGACGUGCCGCUGGAGACGCUCAACCUCACGGAGAAGCAACGCUUCAUGGACGGCGAGAAGGACGUGGCUAUCAUCUCGGAGGCCGCCUCCAGCGGGAUAUCGCUGCAGAGUGAUAGGAGGGCUAGAAACCAAAGGCGAAGGGUGCACAUAACGCUGGAGCUGCCGUGGUCAGCGGAUAGGGCUAUACAGCAGUUUGGGCGCACGCACCGGUCGAACCAGGUGAACGCGCCGGAGUACAUCUUCCUGAUCUCGGACCUGGCGGGCGAGCGCCGCUUCGCCUCCACCGUGGCCAAGCGCCUCGAGUCGCUGGGCGCGCUCACGCACGGCGACCGCCGCGCCACCGAGACCAGGGACCUCUCGCAGUUCAACAUCGACAACAAGUACGGUCGCGCGGCGCUGGAGGCGGUGAUGAAGGCGAUCAUGAAGUACGAGUCGCCGCUGGUGGCGGCGCCGCGCGACUACGCGGGCGACUUCUUCCAGGACGUGGCAAGCGCGCUCGUCGGCGUCGGCCUCAUCGUCAACAGCGAGGCGGCGCCCGGCGUGCUGUCGCUCGACAAGGAUUACAACAAUAUGUCAAAAUUCCUGAACAGGAUAUUAGGCAUGCCAGUAGAUCUGCAAAAUAGACUCUUCAAAUAUUUCACGGACACACUCACGGCUGUCAUGGAGCAAGCGAAGCGCAGCGGGCGGUUCGACCUGGGCAUCCUGGACCUGGGCAGCGCGGGCGAGCUCGUGCGGCGCGUGCGCUGCGUGCGCUUCGUGCGCCGCCACGCCACCGGCCGCGCGCCCGUCGAGCUGCACACCGUGCACUCGGAGCGCGGCAUGGAGUGGAUGGAGGCGCUGGAGAAGUGUUCGAGCGCAACGGGACCAAAGGACGGAUUCUACCUGUCGCAGGCGGCGCGUAACAACAAGUACACCGCCGUGCUGUGCCUCGCCGCGCACACCAACCCCCAUAAAAAGGAGAAGCUCUCCAAGAAGGAACAGAUGUUUCAGCUGUAUAGGCCGAACACGGGGCUGCAGCUGCGGCUGGAGUCGCUGGCGGAGAUCGAGAAGAAGUACAAGAAGGUGGAGAGCAGCGAGGCGGAGUCGUGGUGGCGCGGCCAGUACUCGGCCUCGCUGCGCGUCUGCAGCCACGCCUACUGGCGCGGCGCCUGCCGCGGCGCCGCCGAAUGCGAGGUGGGGCUGCGGCGGCGCACGUACCACGUGCUGGCGGGGUCGGUGCUGGCCGUGUGGGCGCGCGUGGAGGCCGUGCUGGCCGCGCGCUCGGCGCUCAACAAGAUGCAGGUCGUGCGCAUCAAGACCGACCGCGGCCUCAAGAUCGUCGGCACGAUGAUUCCAAAGAAUUGUGUGGACCCACUGAAGGAGACGCUCUCGUCGGACGCCGUGUCCGUCACCGAGCAAAACUUCGAACAGCCGGACACGCUCAAAUGAACCCUACAUGUUUAGUAAUUAAGUCUAGUUUAGCGCGGACCCCACUCACAGUUCCUCUAUCUCUUUAUUUACGUGUAGCCGGUACGCUCUGACCACCGGCUGGGAGGCGGGAGGCGAGGAAUGGCCUUACGACGGCGGCUCUCGAACGUAGUCAAUUACGGGCGAAGCAAUGCGGUACGACUGAUUUUUCUAUAGUUAGCUACUGAGCGUCGUUGACUUUUGUGAUAUUAUUACUAACACCUUGUUUCCACCCACACACAUGUUCUGUGCGAGACUUGUAGAAAACAUGCCUUGUGCAUGUAAUGUUUUAUACUUGUUUAUGACGUAUUUUUUGUACCGGUAUUUAUAAAAACAAAAUACGUGCUGUCUUGAUCUUGAUUUGAAAGAUACGCGAAAUAUUGUCUUAAACAUGUAUAAAAAUAAUGGUAUAUUUUGAUGUAAACCAGCUGGUUGAUUUGCACAUGUAAAUACAUGUUGUAUGUAAAAAGCCUGGGUGGAAACGCGGUGUUUGUUACCACGUCGUGUAGAGAAAUAAAGAUACAUGAAAAGAUGAUAUCAAGCAAAUAAAAAUAAUAUGCAAAUUAGAUUUAUCUAUGGUAGUCUUUUUAUUUCUCUAAUGUUCAGACACGACGUUCGGUUUUGUGAUCAACGACAUGUACGUUAAUUUAAGUCUACUCAAAGUAAACUUUAUGUACACUGCAUACGGCAUAUUUUUAAGUAAUACACAACCAACUAUAUUAUACGUCAGUUUUUUUUUUAUUAGUUUCAAUGUCAACACUUCAAAUAUUCAGCUUCGGGCACGAUGUAUACGUAUACGAAUCGAAUUUUAAUUUUUGUACAAAUAUCUAGUGUUAUAUCAAGUUAUAGAUGAAUUUUUUAUUAUUAUUAUUAUUAUUUUAAUUAUAUCGAUUUCAACUGUUUACCUGUGUAACAUAAUUUAUAAAUUAGUACGAUAUUGUAUGUGUAUCGAUUUUAAGCGAUGUUAUUGUAUGUUAUACGUGUUAUAAGGGAGUGCAAUAUGACUGCGGGCCGCAGGCCGCGGGCACCGAGGUGGCGCAUGUACAACUGUGCCAAUCUAAAACACUUAAUACUCAAUCCACUCUUUUGCUCGUAUAUUGAAAUAUUUGAUCUUUUAUUCACAGAUAUAAAAUUAAAAAAAAAAAGAAUGUUUUUAAAUUAAAACUAUGGGUUUAGUUGUCAACUUAGCAAUUUGGAAUUAGAACGCGAUGGGUCAAUUCAAACUACAUGUGUCGUACAAGUCGACUCUGGUCUGCGAGUAUUAACGCAUUAGUAUGUUGAAAAUGUUAGCCAAAAAUUCGAUCUGAACUUAUUUCAAGAUUUUCGUCGGAUUUUUAAUGUUUAGUUUAGUUAUAAAAUAGGUACUUAAAUAAUUAUCUUUAUCAAUCUGUUAAUAUCUCCUGAUACUUAGCAAAUUAACAAUAAAGCUAUAAAUAAAUAAUAAUAAUACAUUAUCUGCCCGUAGCUAACUCCUAGAGCAAAUAUUGUAAGAAAUACGCUCAGCUAUAUGGUUUAUAUAUAAAUGUGGACAUAAUAACACCUCCAUAUUUAUGAAUAUCAAUAGAUUUACUUUAGUUACAUUACUACACAUGUGUCUUACAAGAAAAAAAAAUAUAUUUAUUUAAAAUGUCUUGUAUGUACUUCCGUUUUUUUAUUUAAAAAAAAAUUGUUUAUGGUCUCGUUGUUUUUAAUUGAUAAAAAAAAAUACCAGAAACCAUAGUGUUUUAGAUUAGUACAGCCAGUUGUAUCCAAUUCAGUUGCAAUUCAUAUGUAAAUUUUAUAGGGACUAGUUAUUAUAUUAAGCAUUGAAUAGAGUAAACAGUGGACCGGAUUCUGAUGUGACGUCGAGCAAGUCCAGUCAUAAACACCAUUAGGUAAUCAUAGUUUCUGUGGUCAGGAUUAGCAACGUAACAUGCCUAAUACAACAACGUAAUAACUUUAUCAGGUUAAUUUAUUUUAUUUUAUUCAAAAAGAAAAAGAAAUUGCUUUUAUGGAAUUUCCCCUUUUUAUAUUCUCUUACUCUUUCUGUCUUUAUCUUACUAUUUCUCUCUUUCUCUCUAUGCAUAUUUAUCUGUGUCGUUUGUUGUUUGUGUACUGUAAAUAAUGCAAAUUAUCUAUCUAUUUAUUACAGUUACAGUUGUUUUUUUUUUAUUUAUAUAUUUAGUAAAUACUAAUAAAUAAUACACACAAGUUGUUUAGGUAUGAAUAACAAUAUUCACCAAAAGAAACCCUCACUGUAAAAUUAUGAGAACAGUAAUGCCACAUUUCUAUUUGAUGAUACCACAUUUUAGAAUCGUCUGACUUGUCUAGUCUACCAUCUAUCUGAAUUCUGUGAUCGCAUCAGAAUUGAUACAACUGUUAAUUAUGUUAGGUGUUAGUACAUAAAACAGAUAUUGACAGAUUAUUUUGAAAAAAAAAAACAUAGCUUUUAUAAUUUAAUUGUGGUGUUAUCAUGUUUACGUAGAAUACACAAUGAAAAUAUAAAGUCUGUUAAUACUAUGCGAUACUCUAAGCUAAUAAACACUAUUGAUUGUUCAUACUAAAUGCAGGUACGGUGUCCAUCGCACCGUCUCAUAUUCUUGUCUCGAUGUCUUUAGUGUAUAAAGACAGGAAAUAAAUGUAUAUAAUUAUAAAAUAA
Molecule: messenger RNA, 7024 nt
Organism: Galleria mellonella (greater wax moth)
Lineage: Eukaryota; Metazoa; Arthropoda; Insecta; Lepidoptera; Pyralidae
Gene: sno
Product: protein strawberry notch-like
Exons: 28
Coding region: 187-4368 (1393 amino acids)
Biological process (GO): regulation of DNA-templated transcription
Cellular component (GO): nucleus
Molecular function (GO): histone binding; chromatin DNA binding
Source: RefSeq, a predicted model, not a curated record